AUGGGAGAGAGAGCGCCAAUUUCUACUGAAGAUACGCUCGUGCGAUACGACAAUCCUGUUUUAGUCACUAAGCAACCUGAAAAAGCUGUAUCGCCCCCUACCGGUACGCUUGCUCAACCAUGUAUCCCUACUGAAGCAAAACGUGAAACAGAAGAGAUUCUGAAUGCCAUCCUACCUCCUAAAGAAUGGGAAGAAGAUGGCCAGAUAUGGACGCAAAAAAUAUCAUCGACGCCUGCGACCAGAUUGGAUGUGAUUAAUCUCCAGGAAAUGUUAGACACCCGCUUGCAGCAAAGACAAGCUAGAGAGACUGGUAUAUGUCCUGUACGAAGACAACUUUAUACUCAAUGUUUUGAUGAACUCAUAAGACAGGUAACAAUUAACUGUGGUGAACGAGGACUUUUACUAUUAAGAGUUCGCGAUGAAGCGAGAAUCACUAUGGAGGCAUAUCAGACACUUUACUGCAGUUCAAUCGCUUUUGGUAUGAGAAAAGCUUUACAGUCUGAGCAAGGAAAAUCGGAUUUAAUGGACCAAGUUGCAAAGUUAGAGGCUGAACGGUCAUCUUUAGAAAAACAAUGUAUGGAGUUGAAACAGAAAACUGAGCAGUUAGAACGUCGAGCCGCAGAACUACGAGCGGCCGAAGAGAAGCGACAUCAAGAAGAAUUACUUGCAUUAAAGAAAACUAAUGCUCAGUUGAAGGCUCAACUUGAAGGCAUCAUAGCUCCGAAGAAG
Molecule: messenger RNA, 729 nt
Organism: Brenthis ino (lesser marbled fritillary)
Lineage: Eukaryota; Metazoa; Arthropoda; Insecta; Lepidoptera; Nymphalidae
Source: the annotation of a GenBank genome assembly